Messenger RNA from Vicia faba (fava bean), 1047 nucleotides. NCBI's taxonomy places the organism in Eukaryota, Viridiplantae, Streptophyta, Magnoliopsida, Fabales, Fabaceae. The record is from the annotation of a GenBank genome assembly.
AUGGCUUCCGACAAUAGCUUUGUGCAAGCUGCUAUCCCCUGCUUUGAUGGUCACUAUGACCAUUGGAGCAUGCUCAUGGAAAAUUUCUUGAGGUCCAAGGGCAAGUUCUGGCCAUGGAGUGAUGACAACAUUGAGCAGAAAGUCCAAGUUGAUUUUGAUGAAGAAGAAGGAGGAAAAAGUCAGCAACCCACACCAAGUCAGAUUACUUCCACUGUUUCUCCAAAUUCUGAUGCGAAUCCAGAUUGCGAAAUUGAAGAAACUAAGAGGCGAACUCAACGUAAUAGGAGAAGGCAUGCAUGGAUGUCCGACUUUGAGGCGUGUGGGGGCAUGGGAGGAACGGGCAAAACUACUAUUGCAAAAGUCAUUUAUAAUAAAAUUGGCCGCAAUUUUGAAGGUAGGAGCUUCCUUGCAAAUAUUAGAGAAGUUUGGGAACAAAAUGUUGGCCAAGUGUCUUUACAAGAACAAAUUCUCUUCGAUAUCUGUAAAGAAACUAAAGCAGGGAUACAAAACAUUGACAAAGGAAAAAGUAUAUUAAAGGAUAAGCUUGGCCAUAAAAGAGUACUCCUCGUACUUGAUGAUGUGAAUACAUUGAAUCAAUUGAAUGCUUUGUGUGGAGGUAGGCAAUGGUUUGGUUUGGGUAGUAGAAUAAUUAUCACAACUAGAAAUAUGGAUUUACUUAAAGGGAAUAGAGUUGAUAAACUUUACAAAAUGCAAGAAAUGAAUGAAAGAGAAUCAAUUGAGCUUUUCAGUUGGCACACAUUCAAGCAAGUGAAACCGAAAGAAGUUUUCAUUGAAAUUUCCAAAAAUGUUGUUGAGUAUUGUGGGAGAUUGCCACUAGCUCUAGAAGUCCUUGGGUCCUAUUUGUAUGGUAGGGAGGUAAAAGAGUGGGAGUGUGUCUUGGACAAACUCAAAACAAUCCCCAAUGAUCAAAUUCAUAAGAAGUUAAAAAUAACAUCAGAUGGCAUUCAAAAUUUGUUGUUGAUAAAUUACACAAAGGCCACCAUUAUGCUUUUUAAGACAGAGGCAUUAGCAUUUUUCAUUGAGUAG